Messenger RNA from Zea mays, 1143 nucleotides. Its product is annotated as xyloglucan endotransglucosylase/hydrolase protein 24. The transcript has 3 exons. Gene Ontology annotation, biological process: xyloglucan metabolic process; cell wall biogenesis. Gene Ontology annotation, cellular component: cell wall; apoplast. Gene Ontology annotation, molecular function: xyloglucan:xyloglucosyl transferase activity; hydrolase activity, hydrolyzing O-glycosyl compounds. NCBI's taxonomy places the organism in Eukaryota, Viridiplantae, Streptophyta, Magnoliopsida, Poales, Poaceae. Bases 71 to 946 code for a protein of 291 amino acids. The record is from RefSeq and is a predicted model, not a curated record.
AUAAGUUAUUAGCAUCACUUGGAUCAAACGAAAGCGUCCUCACACACUACCCACUCAGCAACUCACAGCCAUGGGGCAGGCUAGUAGGGCUCAUCAGCUCCUAGCCUCCCUGGCGGCUAUCUACGUCACCCUAGCCAUCAGUAUCACCCAGCACCAUGUCGCCGGCAACAUGACCGACGACCUCGAGAUAAUGUGGGGCAACGCGAAGGUCGUCACCGACGGCAGCGGCCAGCAGGCCAUCGCGCUGGCUCUUGACCGCUCGACGAGCUCCGCGUUCCGCUCCAAGAAGACGUGCCAGUUCUGCAGGGUUGACAUCGAGAUCAAGCUCGUCCCUGGGAACUCGGCCGGCACCGUUACCACGUUCUAUAUGAUAACCGAGAACCCGUGGCAGUUCCACGACGAGAUCGACAUCGAGUUCCUGGGCAACAGCAGUGGCCAACCCUACACCAUGCACACCAACAUGUACGCCAGAGGACAGGGCGCCAGAGAGAAGCAGUACAAGUUCGACUUCGACCCCACUCAGGAUUACCACAAGUACACCAUCAUCUGGAACAAAGAUUGGAUCUUGUUCCUUGUGGACGACAAGCUGUACCGGCAGAUCAAGAACAACCAGAUAGACGGCGCCCCGUACCCGUACUACUACCCGAUGAGGGUGUACGCCACCAUCUGGAACGCCGACGAGUGGGCUACGCAGGGCGGCCGGGUCAAGACCGACUGGUCGCAGGCGCCCUUCACGGCGUACUUCCGGAACUACAGGGCCAUCUCGUGCAACUCGUUCAUGGCCUCCCCUCUGUGCCUCCCAGGCUCCGGCUGGUUCGACCAGCAGCUGGACGAGUCGCGGAAGCAGCAGCUGGCGCAGGUGGACUCCAGUAACAAGAUAUACGAUUACUGCACCGACUCCAGGAGGUACAAGAACGGCCUCCCGAGGGAGUGCCAGGUACAUUAAUUAGCUGCGAAGUGUGUGCUUCAGCAACUGAAGAACGAUCGAGAGGAUGUUAGAGUUGUGUUGGGGGUGAUUAUUGAGUGAUUCGGCAACAUUCUUUUAAUUAUAUAAGGAAUUUUCUACGGUACCCUUAAGAGAAUGUGAACCGUUUUUACAGGAAACAAGACUGCAAAUGAAAAUAUAUUUUACAGUCAAGUAGA